AUGGCGGUACCAAAGGGGAGACAAGGGUCCCGAUUAUUUAUGCCAUUAGUCAAUCUACGGCCACCACAGUUGUACAGGGAAUCUCGUCAAGUUAACACCUCACCUUGCUGUGUAUUGAUUGACACACAAAUGUUGCUGAAAUGCGCUCUGGUCGCAACACUAAUACUCCUAGUGUUGCAAACAGAAGCGAGGCGUGCUCGACCUAGACCGAGGACCAAGUCUAAGGUGCAAAUAGGUCUUCCCAUCACCGGAAAAUACAGGGAUCCCGAGUCUGACCAGUACUACAAUAACAACGAUGGCGCUAAAAUUCUGUUAGCAUCGCACUUUGAUCUGGAGUACGUACUGGGGCACAAGAUCGCCUUCCUGUGUACCGCCAAGGGAACCCCGCGACCUCACAUUACUUGGUUCAAAGACGGAACAGAAAUAUUCGCACAUCACUACCUACACAUCCACGAAUGGAUGAUCGAGGAUGACCGAGUCAAAUCGAAACUAGAAAUAGAUCCAGCGACCCAGAUGGACGCGGGCGUGUACGAGUGUACCGCGGAUAACAUGUACUCUAUAGACAGGAGAUCCUUCAAAACAGACUUCUCUAUCGCCUUCGACUGA
Messenger RNA from Danaus chrysippus (African queen), 606 nucleotides. Lineage: Eukaryota; Metazoa; Arthropoda; Insecta; Lepidoptera; Nymphalidae. The record is from the annotation of a GenBank genome assembly.